AUGGUUUUUUUUGCAUUGAACCAAGCUGAUGUAACAAAAAUACCAAGACAUCUUGUUGUGAACCGAUGGACAAAAGGUGCUGAGAUGAGGCAUUCAUUACAGUUCAAGGAAAUAUCAGAACAGUGCAAUGCAAUUGAAGUUACAAAUUGCAAGUUGAAUGACAUAUGGUAUGAUUUCCAAUCCUGUGUGAGUUUGGCAGGUUUAGAUGGUGAGAGACUUGACUACCUGGAAGGGAAGUUGAAGGAGUUGAAGCACAGUUUGCGUGAAUCUAGUUGGAAAUCUGACACACAGAACAAAAAUGAUGUAAUGGAGUUUUUUGUUGGCUCAAAAAUACCACCGGAAGUGAUCGUUAAACCUCCCAUUAAAGGUAGAAACAAGGGGUGUGGACGGAGAAUUGUUGGUGAUUAUGAAAAAUCAAUUAGUCAACGAAAGAAGAAGGUGCCAAGGCUGUGUAAUAUGUGCAAAAAAAUCGAUUUCCAUGACGCACGGACAUACCCAUUAAAGAAAACAAUACAUCAAAGUGAUGUUUAA
Asparagus officinalis (garden asparagus) is the source of this 531-nucleotide messenger RNA. RefSeq lists its product as uncharacterized. Lineage: Eukaryota; Viridiplantae; Streptophyta; Magnoliopsida; Asparagales; Asparagaceae. The transcript has a single exon. The record is from RefSeq and is a predicted model, not a curated record. Bases 1 to 531 code for a protein of 176 amino acids.